AUGGAAAUUCCCGAGAAUCAAGCGUACGUGCCACAUACAAAAUGUAUCAUCCAAGUAGUAUUCGAACAAGAAGGCGCGUUAAAACGAACGGUUGAAUUCAUUCAACAAUAUUACAAUUCCCAAAUAUGCCGCACGUUCUUUAUUCCGCGCAAGAUCAACAAUUCGUUACGUUAUUACUCUUCAAAUAAGUGGAAAAUGCCAAUAAUUUCAUCAAUUAUACUUUUUGUAUAUCCCGUACUUACAACCGAAUUUUCAUCGGUAACUAAUGAAACACGAGUAAAACCAAUUCAAAUCCAAUUACUUGAAAAACCGAUAAAAGUUCCUAUCAAAAAACCUUCGAUGCUUACUAUUUCGCCGACUAAUAAUCCGAUCAAUUGUAAACAAUUCAUUUCUAAAAUAUUCAACAAACGAAAAAAAAAAGUAUUAUGGAGAUUACCUCUAGAAGUUAGGCGACAAUUUAACGAAAAAAAGAGUCCAAACAGAUUUAUUAUUCCUUUUGGGUUUGAACUUAAUAUUGAUUUAAAUCCUAGUCGAAAUUUAGUUGAUAAUUGUAUCAAAAAAAAUCUUUAUUAUUUCGAGGAAGGAAAAUAUUAUGAAUCGGAUAAAGAUUUUAAGAAAUUUCAAGAACAUGAUGAGGGAAAAGAGAAUAAUAAAAAUGAUAAGAUUGACGGAUUUCGGUAUCAUAAAUAG
Cetraspora pellucida is the source of this 690-nucleotide messenger RNA. Lineage: Eukaryota; Fungi; Glomeromycota; Glomeromycetes; Diversisporales; Gigasporaceae. The record is from the annotation of a GenBank genome assembly.